This is a messenger RNA of Trypanosoma conorhini, 388 nucleotides long. RefSeq lists its product as uncharacterized. The transcript has a single exon. The annotation marks the transcript as partial. NCBI's taxonomy places the organism in Eukaryota, Euglenozoa, Kinetoplastea, Trypanosomatida, Trypanosomatidae. The record is from RefSeq and is a predicted model, not a curated record.
ACGCACUACCGGCGCGCAUUGCCAGCGGCACGCGACCCGACGCCACCCGCAAGCACCCAUCUCCGCCGAAGGCGCCCACCCUUUUCACGGCACAACGCGCGCCCGAGGUUGCUCAUGCGUGUGCAACGGCAGCGCCCCAAUAGGAGGAGUUGCGAUGGCCGUGAAGAGGAUACGGAGGAGUCCAUGCCGAGACUUCCUCGGCGUGAAAUGCGCAGUGUCUGCACCGCCCCCCAACCCUUUGUCGCGGCUUGCGCACACAGAGGGCGCCCUUGCCGGCAGAUUCCAAGACAGGGGCGGACCAAAGCACAAAAGCGCGCCGUGGCUUCGCAACGGCCUGUGCGAGGGGACGUCGGGGCACGCCCUCUCCCGCCCGGUCCUUGCGGCCUGA